Molecule: messenger RNA, 1614 nt
Organism: Exophiala mesophila
Lineage: Eukaryota; Fungi; Ascomycota; Eurotiomycetes; Chaetothyriales; Herpotrichiellaceae
Exons: 1
Coding region: 347-1414 (355 amino acids)
Biological process (GO): DNA replication; DNA damage response
Cellular component (GO): nucleus
Molecular function (GO): double-stranded DNA binding
Source: RefSeq, a predicted model, not a curated record
UGUAGACGGGUGUCUGCAGAGACACGUCUUGUGUAACAUGAAAUUGCCCAGGUUUGCGUCCGAAGAAUAAUGCAAGGGAGAUGGCCUUCACUACAAGUUUGUUGAAUUUAAUGCAUUCGGAUAUCCAUAAAUAUCACGUGACAAUGGCUGACAAAACUUCUUGGCAGCCGCCACCUGCGUUCUCGAAGAUGUCUUUGUUAGUGUCCAUCAGACAAAAGUGACAACCUCAACGACCUCAACAGCCUCAACAGCCUCACACUCGAUCAACCUCAGUUCUACUUGCUCAAUCCGAGGAACUAAUCUUCCCCUACAUAUUUUUCCUUCGAUCCACCUCAUAACCGCAGCCAUGCCUCGAGCCGAAGUCGGAUCAACCAAGCACAUCGCCAACCAGAUGAAGUCCAAGGGACUUCAACGGUUGCGAUGGUACUGCCAGGCUUGUUCGAGACAGAUGCGCGAUGAGAACGGCUUCAAAUGUCACGUAGCCUCAGAAUCACAUGUGCGCCAAAUGCAGAUCAUUGGCGAAGACCCGCGCAAAGCGAUCAACGAAUUCUCAAACCAAUUCAUGAAAGAUUUCAUUCAACUGUUAAGGACCGGCCAUGGGGAGAAGAAGGUCAACGUCAAUCACUUCUAUCAAGAGUAUAUCUCCAACAAGCAACACAUUCACAUGAACGCCACCAAAUGGGCCAGCUUGACAGAGUUUGCCAAAUAUCUUGGACGAGAAGGCAUUUGUCGGGUGGAUGAAGAUGAGAAAAAUGAAAGUAGAAGUGGUGCUAGUGGCCUCAUGAUUUCUUGGAUCGACAAUAGCCCAGAAGCCCUGCGCCGGCAAGAAACACUACGAAAGAAAGAACGACAAGAUCGUGGAGACGAAGAGAGGGAACAGAGAAUGAUCAAGGAGCAGAUUCGCCGAGCUAGGAGGGAUGCUGGCUCAGAGUAUCUGGACAAAGACAAUCAUUCCGAGGACGACGAAUCUGCCGAGAGAGACGAUCAAGGCAUCAAGCGAAAAGAUGGGGAGAAAAUCAUACUCAACUUUGGUGCAAAGAAGCAAUCCUCCCCUGUUGACAAGCCACCAACUCCACCCCUUUCCGAUAAGGAUGAUUCAGCGCCCGACCAGAAGGAGUCCGAGAAACUUAUUCAGCCAGCCGACUCGCCGGUUCUGGCAACAGCUCCUUCUACUGCCAAGGGAGCAUUAAAACCGGCUUUAUCAUUUGGCCUUUCCUCAAACAUCGCCAAGCCAAAGAAUGUCUUUGCCGCCUCAUCAAAAAAGAACGCAUUCUCAAGUGCAAAGAAGCCAUCUUUUGUGUCAACACAACGACCUAUGAGUGAAGCAGAGCGAAUCAUGAAGGAGGAGAUUGAAAGAAAACGGCAGCGAGAUUCGUAUGGAGGCAAUGCAUUCAAAAGACAACGUGUGGCAUGAUGGGUAGAGCCCAACACAAGUUACCUGAUGAUUUACGACCUUAUGUAUAACACUUGUACUUUUGAUACCAACAAGCUGGCAGCCAUGAAGGGAUGCCUUUAGAAGGAAAUAUUUGAAAGCCAUGGUUCGAAGGGCAACCAAUCAUGAAUUCUCUACCUUCCAUGUUCGACCCGAAGAAGCCCAAAUGUUCUUGAAUCUUU